GUCCGGAUUUACACGCAUAGGAUAUGAAGGCUCUUGCUCGAUCCAAGCUGGGCACUGCAUUGGCACCGGCAGCAUUCUUCGAGCUUUCAAGUUGCACAAGUUCCCAAGUUUUGCUUGGCAUCAAAGCUUGCAUGGCGCAAGAAGCUGGUGAAGAAUUUUGUUGAUGGAUGACCAGCAAGCAACACUUCUAAGGCCCUUCUAAGGCCUGCAUGAAUCCCUGCAUGUAGUUGGCGCAUUCAAAUCCAGGUCAUGCUCUUACGCCAGCGGAGCUUCAACAUAGUAAAUCUGCUCAAUGACCUAGCAUGAAAGCGUCACCGUGAAUGUCCAGAAGGCAGCCACAGCUCCCUCUUCCAGCUUUGAAGUCCUUGGCUUUGCUGGGCAAGCCAUGCUUCUCCCACAACUCAGACACAAUGUCACCAAAAGGCUGCUCUUGAGCGGACGACCGUUGCUAGUGUACCACUACCGGCACCUGAAUACAGAGAGCUCUGAUUCGGGCGUGGAGGCCCUGAUUGAGCAGAACUUGGCUCCAAGAACAACCACUGUAGAGGAGGCUGCGAGGGCAGUUACAAGCACACGGAGAGAAGCACUGUCUCUGUACCGAUCCAUCUUGCGUGGCUCUCGCUUUUUUGUGUGGACAAAUAAAAAUGGGGUUCUCUGGAAGGAUAUGAUUCAACAAAGUGCCAGAAGCGAGUUUGAGGCCGCACGGCAUGAGACGGACCCUGAAGUGGUCACUCGCCUCAUCAUCGGUGGGAGGGACGCAGUGGAAAAGGCUUUAGAGAAGUUCAUCGACAAGACAAAGCAGAUUGUCGAACACGACACGCCCGUCCCAAAUGGAUAGAGUCCUUGCGGACUUCCCGUUCCGAGACCACUCGCUCUCGUCGACUUGAGCUAGCAUCAGAGUCUGUCAGGAAAGCGGCUUGAGUAUAGACUUCUCACUUAUGCGGAACGAGGUGUUCUUAAGGGCCCCUUGGUAAGACCCGGCAGCAUUCAAGUAAGCCAAGUUACGAAGGACCUCGACAUGUACGUCCGAUCUUGCGUUAGCGGAAAGUCGAAAGCGAAGCUCGGAACCUGUCAGAAACGUAAGCAUGACAAGCACGUUGGAUCGUCCAUAAAGAAGCUGGUCGGAUCCGCGCGUAUUCUGCGAAGAUAACUGUAGGGACUUCAGCGAACAGCGGUAAGCGAUCGCUGUUUUAGUCUGAUUAUUAAUGUAAUACCUAAACCUGCUCGAAGGCCUGGUACUUCCGAGCCUGAACUAAACUUACCGAUCAUGCAUGGGC
Molecule: messenger RNA, 1277 nt
Organism: Klebsormidium nitens
Lineage: Eukaryota; Viridiplantae; Streptophyta; Klebsormidiophyceae; Klebsormidiales; Klebsormidiaceae
Source: the annotation of a GenBank genome assembly